AGCAUCCGACUCCGAGUCCCCGACCGACGGCUAUAAAUUACCGGCACCUCCCUCCGAAGCUCCGCUCCACGACCCCAUAUUUUUUUAUUCCCCCCUCCUCCCCGGAUUGAUAAUCCUAGCUAGCGACCCCCCCAAUUCGGCAAUCCUUCACGCCGCUUUCCCGGAAUCCCGAGCGCGCUCGCUUGCUUUCGCGGCGACGAGAGGCUAAAUUCCGGCGGGAAAAAAAAAAGGAUCGAACCCAAAUCCGAUCGAUCGCGGCGCAAUGCCUUACUGCGAGGUGGACAGGUACCAGGACGGCGAGCAGUGGGAGGGCGUCCGCCUCUUCUACACCCGCCACGGCCGCGGCGCCACCAAGGUGCUGCUCGUCGUCGGAUUGGCCGGGACGGGGAAGUCGUGGGCCCCGCAGAUAAAGGGGCUGACCGGGUCCGUGGAGCCGGCCGACGAGGAGAACGCCGCCGCCGCCCCGCAGACGGCGGACGAGGAGACCGGCGGCGCCGCGGCGGCUCCGGAGGACGAUGACGGCGAGGGCAUCGAGGUCUGCUGCUUCGACAACCGCGGCGUCGGCAGCAGCACCAUCCUCCCGCAGAAAUCCCAUUACUCGACGACGAUCAUGGCGAAGGACGCGCUGGCCUUGCUGGACCAUUUGGGGUGGAAGAAAGCCCACGUCUUUGGCCACUCCAUGGGUGCGAUGAUUUCCUGCAAAUUGGCAGCGAUGGCGCCUCACAGGAUAUCCUCCUUGGCAUUGCUUAAUGUCACUGGGGGUGGGAUGGAGUGUUUCCCAAAGCUAGAUGGGCCGAUGCUCUCUCUUGCAUUUCGUUUCUUGAGAGCAACAACUCCCGAACUAAGAGCUCAUGUAGAUUUGGAUACACACUAUACAAAGGAAUACCUUGAUGAGAAAGUCGAAUCCUGCACAAGGAGAGAAGUCCUGUACAAAGAAUAUGUGAAGAACAUAUCAUCUACAGGGAUGCAAUCUAGUUGUGGCUUUGAAGGUCAACUCAAUUCAUGCUGGACUCACAAAAUGACAACGAAAGAACUAGAUACAAUACGUGAUGCUGGUUUUCUAGUUUCAGUUAUUCACGGAAGGUCUGAUAUUAUUGCACAACUCUGUCAUGCGAGACGGCUUGCGGAAAGGCUUGCUCCUGCUGCUAGAAUGGUGGAACUUCAAGGCGCACAUCUAGUAAGCCACGAAAGACCAGAGGAGGUCAACAAUGCACUAAUGGAGUUGAUAAAGGCCACCAAGUCCAUGACGACACCUCAUGAGUGGUCGUCCCAGCCAGAAAAUACAUCAGGAUUGAUAAUGAUGGGGUUUGAGCACAUGAGGAACAUUGUAAGAGUAAUGAAGCCAGUGAAGGUUGCAGCAAUUGAGUCGUAAGAAACAAGGACAUGUAAAUUAUUCCUGAACCCGUCGAGGAGAUCGUAUUUUAUGUCUCCUCUGCUGUGGAGAUGAUUUUAGAGUAGCAUCUCCAAGAAGUGAAACCUUUUUCUUCUUUUCUUGAGAAAGCCUCUGUUCUUGGCGGCAGAGUAAUACGAGAUCACAGCAAAGCUAAGGAACUACAGUGUGCACCUGGACAGAAGCGUCACAGGGCAUCGCUGCUGUACUUCUGUUAGUUCGGGAAAAGGGUAAAUCCAUGUACCUGUAUGAGUGUAAAUUGUAACCAUAUCAUGGGCCGCUUGUUGUGUUGUGUUCCUGCCGUCACCAUUCUUCUGUAUUACAUACUGUGAUUACUCUUGCAGGGAAUAAAUCGGCUCGGUCUUUCACUUUC
Molecule: messenger RNA, 1763 nt
Organism: Brachypodium distachyon (stiff brome)
Lineage: Eukaryota; Viridiplantae; Streptophyta; Magnoliopsida; Poales; Poaceae
Product: putative aminoacrylate hydrolase RutD
Exons: 11
Coding region: 263-1372 (369 amino acids)
Molecular function (GO): catalytic activity
Source: RefSeq, a predicted model, not a curated record